UACAAGUAAGCGUAUGUUUGUGUUUUGGUUCCCCACACACGAUCGAAAAGUGCAGUAGUGAAACUAAAGCGACGCAUUGGGAGUCGUGCACAAACCAGACACAGCCCUUUAAUUCACUAAACCCUAGCUAGGUUAAACCUCCAUUUCCCGAAAAUGUCGCUUCCCCAGGAUUUAAUUGAUCUAGUACUAUUUCGCCUCCCCGUGAAGCCUCUCCUUCGUUGUCGAUGUGUGUGUAAAGGAUGGUGCUCUCUUAUCGAUAGCAAUGCUUUCGUUAAGAAGCAUCAUAAAAGAAUGAUUGAGUGCAGUACUCGUGGUGUCAUUAUCAGUGGUUUUGAUGGCAAGUUUUACUUGACGGAUUUCGAGUCGUUGGACGGAGGUGGUGAUGAGGCUGUUGCUGUACCGAUGAAUGGUCCGGUCAAGAGUAUUGUUUCGGGUGCUGAGUUUUUUGGUGCUGCAAAUGGAUUAGUGUGUUUGUCGAAGAAUCAGAUGAAUGAGCUUUUUAUAUUGAAUCCGUCGACGAGGAAGGCUAGGAAGAUACCUAGUGCACCAGCUUAUUUUCCGCGUUCUUUUGAUAGCUCCGAGAUUGGGCUCUGUGGUUUUGGGUAUGAUCAUGUUAAUGAUGAUUACAAGAUUGUCAAGAUCGGGGAGUGUCAUGUUAAGUUUCGUGGCAUAUUGGUCAUAGUUUACAGCCUCAAAACAAAUUCGUGGAAACGGAUUCAGAAUGUUCCUAGUAAAAACACUCAGUUUUUAGGAGAUCGGGGCUUAUUUGCAAAUGGAGCUCUGCAUUGGUUUACGAUCAGUGGUAUAAUGGAUUUUGCAAACAUUGUUAGUUAUGAUCUUGGGCUUGAAAUGUUUAAAGAGAUCCCUUUUCCUCCUCACGGGACAUUUGGCAGGAGUUUGGUUCCUGUUGAAGAAUCCUUUGGGAUACUAUAUAACUACCCCAGUCGUGUGGAUGUGUGGCUGAUGAAUAACUCCGGUGAAGGAAAUCUUUGGUCUAAAGUGCUUUCGCUGAAGCAGGCUGGUCCCCUCGGGCCCUUUAGCUUUGUUAGACCUGUUGCUUUUUCCAAGUGUCACAAAAAUGUACUUCUGGAGGUGGACAGAGCAAAACUUGUGUGGUACGACAUUAAAAGGAAGAGAGUCAAGAAUGUUAGGAUUCAUGGAAUUCCAAACAGUUUUGAGUCUUAUCUAUUCAUUGAGAGUCUCUUACAGAUCACCAAUGAUAAGGAGGAUAAGCUGCUGCAGAAGCCAUCUCAAGACAAUCAGGGAAAGAAAGAGCAAAAGAAAAGGGAUGGUUUCCUUUCCAAGGGAUUUAAACUGAGGCUGUAAUAUGUGGACAAUUAACAUCUGAAUGAGUAAGCUAACAAGGAAUGCAUUUGCGAUGGUAGAGGAGUUGAGCUGUUUCUAUAUUUUGGAACAGAAGGGAGCUGACCUGAGCGAUGGAUAUAUUUGAUGUUUGUCAUUGCUUAUUGCUCCAUCCCCUUUUGUUUGUUAACUUUGUUGUUGGUAAGUGUUUUAGUGAAACAAGUACACUUUUAGUUUAAGAAUUUGGAUCUGAAUGCUUUGUUUAAGAUGUUGUCUAUUAUUUCCAGUAUUGGAUUGUUUAAUUAAAAGGAUUAUCGUCUUUAUUAUAUAUAUAAUAUAUGUUGAAUUUGGAUA
Messenger RNA from Daucus carota subsp. sativus, 1656 nucleotides. RefSeq names its product F-box protein CPR1. The transcript is spliced from 4 exons. Bases 154 to 1326 code for a protein of 390 amino acids. The record is from RefSeq and is a predicted model, not a curated record. Gene Ontology annotation, molecular function: protein binding. Lineage: Eukaryota; Viridiplantae; Streptophyta; Magnoliopsida; Apiales; Apiaceae.